AUGCAAGAAGGCGUUGUUGGCAUUAAAGAUACCACGGGUGCCGGGUGGGAAGUGGCUUUUCUUGAGUUGGUGACUGGUGACAUCCAGAUUGCCACUCGGUCCAUCAAGGAUAUCUAUCUCAAGAACCGAUCAGGGCUCGGCGGCUAUAGCACGGAGCAUUAA
Pyricularia oryzae 70-15 is the source of this 162-nucleotide messenger RNA. RefSeq lists its product as uncharacterized. Lineage: Eukaryota; Fungi; Ascomycota; Sordariomycetes; Magnaporthales; Pyriculariaceae. The record is from RefSeq and is a predicted model, not a curated record. The transcript is spliced from 2 exons. The coding region runs from base 1 to 162 and encodes 53 amino acids.